This is a messenger RNA of Conger conger (European conger), 4264 nucleotides long. RefSeq lists its product as uncharacterized. NCBI's taxonomy places the organism in Eukaryota, Metazoa, Chordata, Actinopteri, Anguilliformes, Congridae. The record is from RefSeq and is a predicted model, not a curated record. Bases 175 to 537 code for a protein of 120 amino acids. The transcript has 9 exons.
CGAGCAUUCGGUGAAGUACAGUCAAACGCAAAGCACCUGACGCUGCAGCUGAGCUUCUCUGAAUGACCUAAGUUGUCUGGAAUUCUGCCAAAAGAGAACAAGUUAGUCGGCUUCCACGAUCUGCCUCGGGUCUCUUUUCAACCCUCGGCAGAAUAAUACAAAGAGUGUACAAAGAUGUUGCGACUUCUCAUUCUGUGUUUGAUUCUUAGCACAACAGUUACAUCACAAGAAACUGAAGCUUCUGGGGACUCGGACGACGAUGAUGAAACAGCUGGGGAACCAAUCGAGGAGCUCACAAUCGUGGCUAAUAAAGGAUCAAAGAGUAAUGCUGAACUAGGACCGUUCGAGGAUUUUGACAAGGCACCAUCAACGGGCGAAGAUGGAUUCGCCACCACAGCGAUCAUAGCAGCAGUGUGCGUGGUGGCCCUGGCUGCAGUUGCUAUCGUAGCCGUUGUCCUGGUCAGACGUCAUAUGCAAAAACGACAGCAAGGAGUCUACUCUGUCCCCGUUGAGCAGUCCGGGAAACCCACCAUCUAGGCCCCGCCAAAGCCUGGGCCUUCUGAGAUCCACAGGCCUCUGCCAAACUGCUGUCUUCUCCUGGGCACCUCUCUCUCUCCCUCUCUCUCUCUCUCUCUCUCUCUCUGGGACCUCUCCACUCUGCUGCUUCCUGGACCACCCUCUACUAAAGAAAGUCCGAAAGAGUCCAUGAGUUCUCAGAACUCGCACCCCUUUUUAGUCACACGCGCCCAUUUAAGUCACUGUCUUCUGUCAUUUUCUUCCAGCUCAGUGAGGACUGUCCGUGUAAGGGCAGGGUUACGUGGUUAGGUUUUCAGUCAGGGUCGCGGUUUCACACAGUGCCACACUCCGGCCAAACGAAGACACUCCGCAUAACCGCGAAGAUGAAAUCCAAUCAAAACCAAAGGAAAAAAGACCAAAAAAUCCUAUGACAUCCCAUUUUCUACACCCCACACCUCCCUAGUAACAAUAUUCAAUGUUCAGCCAUUUUUCAUUUCCUCAAUGUGGAGUGUUUGCUGGCUGUGCAACCAAAUCCUUCCGUAAUUUGGGUUUUUAAACAAGACAUAAUGUAACAGUAACAGUUAUUAUGGCCUUAAUUGAGAGACAUUAUAUCGUCAAAGCCAUUCCAACAUGCUCUCACACAGACCUUAUGGGAAAAUACCCACAAUCAUUUGUAAUAGCAGCUGCCUGCAUGGAGCUGUCGUUGUUAAGCGUAGCAGGGGAAUCGCUGCUGCACCUGAAUACGCACAGAGGUACCCGCGUCUCUCCCGACCGUCACGUAGAGUACCGUUCUUGUCCUAAUCUUUCACUACCAACAUCAUUCCCAGCAGUCAAAGAAUGAAAAAUGUUGUUACAGAGCCUUUCAACGGCUGAAAGCAAACGCAGGUGGAAAGGACGGGUGUGAACAGCCCCGCUUCUAAAGCAGUGCAUUAAUUAGCCUCCAUAAGUGCUCCUUUUGUACUAAUAUAAAGCAUUGCUUUCUCCUUCAUACCCAAUCAUUGAUUAUGAAGGGUCCUACAAAAGUCCAAUAUGCCUUUGUAAGCGCUGAAUAAACAAUUUGUACUACUGACAGACUGGCAUUGUGCUGUGUAACAGGAAAAAGUGACAUUUCCAUGGCAUUCAAAUUUAUUUUGUUGUUAUGCCAUGUGCGGUAUACACACAGUCACACAAUGACAGUCUGUGUCAGAUGGAAUAGAUGUUUAUGAGUAUUCAUGCAGUCCUUAUGGAAGGGCUAUGUAAUGCUUAGGAAGGCUCAUGUCAUUUUUAUGUAGGGUCCUUCACAGAAAGUGUUACCACUGUAAAUGGCUCUCUAAAAGCUAGUACUAUUAAUGUAUUAUAGUGUUUUGGAUUGGAGGGUGGGAGGAUGAAACCAUGCAUGGAGAAAUGAUUUGGACAGUGCCUAGGCCGUACACGUUUCAUUCAGACAGACUGCAUUUGGAGUGGAUAGCUUUCCCUCUUUCAUUUAAAUGGAAAUCAAUGUUGCCUCAGAACAAAAGCUUUAUGGUUAGGGCUGCCACUUUGCCAAGUUAUCUCCGUGUUCCCAAAAAGAAAGUAAUUUCAGUAGAGGUUCAUAGGUGAGGAGAUGAGGAGGGGGGGGGGGGGAUGCAAUAUUCGUUGGCAUGGGGGUGGUUUUGCUUCACCCCAAGAUCAUAAAGAUGAUUCGAUGGAGAUUGAAUUAGUCUCGAGCCGACAGAUUUGGCCCUUAUGCGAGAAAUCGAAUGUAAAAAUGAUCUUGUCGGGCGAAAACAGAACAGCGAGUGUCUGACUCCACUCAGCCCCACAGCUCUGAUGUCACAGGCGCAGGAUUAGCUUGGCGGUGUGCCAGCGUGUGGCGCCUACGGCAGGGUGCUGCACCUCCCUGAAAAUGAGACCUGAUGUGUUCACCAGUGUCUGGCGAAAACGCCACGCUGAAACCGUCUGCGGCUCACGGCGUGGACAGGGACAACAGCGGUUUAACCGAAAGGGAACAGUGUGCGUGUGCGUUUGCAUGUGUGUCUGCGCGGGUGCGUGUGUGUGUGUGUGUGCAUGCAUGUGCAUGAAGGUAUUGAAAUUCCUGGCAGCCUGUUCCUGCUCUGAAACCAUUUCGAUAGAAAGAUAAUAUUAAAGUAGCAAAUCAUUUCAGAAUUCUUUUUUUCCCCCAAAUUUUCGUUCUGUUUGAUAACCUGGUAGAAAGAAAGCCAGUUUGUUGUACUCACUCAAACAAAGGUAAACAAAGGUAUGUUAGUGACUUGAAGCGAGAGACGAUAUAAGAUUUGCGAAUGACGGCAUGGCCUCUACAGCCACGUGUGUUUUUACUGUACCAUCACAAGGCGCCUGUCACCUGUAAAAGGUGGGCCUGUAUGAGGGGAAGCCAAACGAUUUCAAAGCGAACAUCCUUGGCGUUCUUUCAGCAUUCUAUUGUUUCCCGCUUCUCUGCCAGCACAUGUUUCGUAAGGCUGCAGCAUGUCCACCUUGACCGUGAAUGGCACCGAUCGUUCUUCACUGGGUCCUGUACAUACGGCAAACACCUUUUUACAGCCUUUUUACACUGGGACCCACAGACCCCCAUUGCUGUCUGUAAGUGCUGCGCUGUGUGUUUGAAAAUAUAUAUAUUUUUAAAUCUUGAUCAGGUCCUCCAGAAACUUUGUCAUUUAUAGUACAAUUGCUCAAAGCCUUUUUCUUUCCCAACCGGUUUUAAGCAAUCAGCAUUUUAUUAAAUAAACACAGGACCAAUCGCCAAACCCACGGUGCACUUACGCAGUUGCUGGCCUGAGCGGAGGCUGUGUGAAACAGGGGGCCCUGAUGCAGAAGUUCAUCUGAAAAAGCUUUUAUUUCAAACAGCAGCAGAAUUACUGAAAGUGUCCAAGGGCUGCAUUUCCAUAUUUUGUGUGUAAAUGUAAUCUUAAAAUGCAUCAACCAAGUAGGCCUGGAUCUGUAAAGUGCUUUGGCAGUACUGCACUAAGAACCAGCAAUGUAUGUAAAAAUGAUUUGACUUGCUGGGUGGGUUUAUGCAAUAUAAAAAUAUAUUUUUGUACAUUGAAUGAUAUGCCAUUAUAAUCUCGUCAUUCCGACUAUUUAAUUCCUAGACCACUAGUCGCUCGAUCACUGAAAUUGUCACGUUAUAAUGAAUCAUCUCUGGAUAGGUUGAUUAUUUUAUGUAUUUGUUUUCUUUACAAAUGUUUUAUAUCUAAAGGGGAUGGGUUGUUUGUUUAUCCAUGUUUUUAUGGCAUCACAUUUAAACGUCAUUUUGUUUAAGUGUAGUGGUAGUGGUUUUAUUACAAUGUUGAUUGCAUUUCAUUUUGCUAGACUACUCCCUGGACCUAAAUUCAUGCACUGUAUGCAAGCCUUCAUUGAGUAAUGUACUGGGAGCUAUAGCAUAAAAAGCCUUAAGAAAAAAAACCUGUAUUAUAAUGGAGUGCUCCUUUUCUGGCCUGCAUGUACAUUUUGUUCAUGAAAGGCUGUUCUGUGAACCAAGAAGCUAAGCAUUUAAAGGGGUAUGUUUCUGUUGGUGACACCUGAUUAAACCACCAAUAAAUAACCUAUUAUCAGAUUUAACAUGUAGAUGUUACAUGGGCUUGGAUUUAAUCUAGGACUGUAUGUGUAUAUAAAUACAAAGACAAUUUCAUUAGCGUAGAAUUAGCGUGGUCUGCACACCAGGAAUGAAAAACUAGGUUUGGAUCACUGUAUAUUUUAAAACACUGUAUUUUCAGAUAAUGGUCAUCAGAUCUUUUUUUUUAUAUGAAAAUAAACGUACUCUACUGCACUUUCA